Pan troglodytes (chimpanzee) is the source of this 1295-nucleotide messenger RNA. RefSeq names its product MAM and LDL-receptor class A domain-containing protein 1-like. Gene Ontology annotation, cellular component: membrane. Lineage: Eukaryota; Metazoa; Chordata; Mammalia; Primates; Hominidae. The transcript is spliced from 8 exons. Bases 696 to 1250 code for a protein of 184 amino acids. The record is from RefSeq and is a predicted model, not a curated record.
UGUGUCAGGCCUGUGGGUUUGAAUUUGACAUGUGUGAGUGGACGUCAGAAGCAUCUGCUGGCAAAAUUUCCUGGAUGCGCACAAAAGCGAGAGAGAUCCCUGCAUUCGAAUCCACACCUCAGCAGGAUCAAGGAGGUGAUGAUGAAGGUUAUUAUGUAUGGGUAGGCGCUAAGCAUGCUUUCACUCUUAACCAUUUAGACAGCAGGGCUUACCUAAAUAGCUCUGUGUGUCAUUGCCUGGGCAAGAGCUGUCAUCUUCAAUUCUAUUAUGCAAUGGAAAGCAGUGUCCUGAGAGUAAGACUGUAUAAUAAUAAGGAAGAAGAAAUAUUUUGGACAUACAACAUAUCAACUCACAGCCAAUGGGUGAAAGCAGAUGUGUUAAUACCAGAAGAUCUGAAGACAUUUAAGAUUAUUUUUGAAGGGACUCUUUAGAGCCAGAGAAGUUUUAUUGCCCUUGAUCACCUCUGGGUCUAUGCCUGUGGACAGACCCAAUCCAGAAAGCUUUGCUCUGAAGAUGAAUUCCCUUGCACUAGUGGCCAGUGCAUCGCCAAAGAAUCUGUCUGUGACUCUCGGCAGGACUGCUCCGAUGAGAGUGAUGAAGACCCAGCAACUUGCUCAAAGCAUCUCGCCUGUGACUUUGAGUCGGGUUUCUGCGGUUGGGAGCCAUUUCUCACAGAAGAUUCCCACUGGAAGCUGAUGAAAGGAUUGAAUAAUGGAGAGCACCACUUUCCUGCAGCUGAUCACACAGCAAACAUAAAUCAUGGAUCGUUUAUUUAUUUGGAGGCACAGCGCCCCCCCGGGGUGGCCAAGCUUGGAAGUCCUGUUCUUACAAAAUUGCUCACUCCCACUACCCCAUGUCAGGUGCAGUUUUGGUAUCAUUUGUCUCAACAUUCAAAUCUCUCAGUUUUUACAAGAACGUCUCUAGAUGGGAACUUGCAAAAGCAAGGCAAAAUAAUCAGAUUCUCCGAAUCUCAGUGGAGCCAUGCAAAAAUUGAUCUCAUUGCAGAAGCGGGAGAAUCUACUCUACCUUUUCAGUUAAUUUUGGAAGCUACUGUUUUGUCAUCAAAUGCUACCGUUGCUCUAGAUGACAUCAGUGUGUCCCAGGAAUGUGAAAUUUCCUAUAAAUCACUACCAAGGACCAGUACACAAAGCAAGUGUAAGUUUUCCCUUGUCGUUGUUGCUGUUUUAAACAUUGAAUUAAGCUCUUCUCAGUAUCAAAAUAUAAAAUGUAUUAGAGUCACGAAUACCUAAUACAGGGUGUGGAUUAUAUCACCUGUUCUUGAAACCUAAAAUAUA